This is a messenger RNA of Fraxinus pennsylvanica, 672 nucleotides long. The record is from the annotation of a GenBank genome assembly. NCBI's taxonomy places the organism in Eukaryota, Viridiplantae, Streptophyta, Magnoliopsida, Lamiales, Oleaceae.
AUGAAGGUCAGAAUACGGUGUCGUACUAGGGAAGAACGUCCUCCUCCAACUGCCAUUCCAUAUCCAUCUCGCCAUCCAAACCCUGCUACAAAGAAUAUUUUACCGCGCAAUUGUUUCAGAAUUCUCGCGAGUUCAAAUGGGGUAGAUACGAAGACUGAAGAGGACAGCGAAAAUGACGUACAAGAGCAAGGAAUUGCAGAAGGUAGUAAGAUUUCAGUGGGAGUUACGUCAACCGGUCCUGCGUUCGAUAAAGAUCUCAAAAAGGUGGUUCAAAAAACUGCUGCUACUUUUGCUCCAAGAGCUUCCACCGCAUCGAAAAAUCCUGCGGUACCUGGAACUGUUUUGUAUUCGGUGUUUGAGGUUCAAGGGUAUGCCUCUAUGUUUUUGGGUGGAGUUCUCUCUUUCAAUCUCAUAUUCCCAUCAAAUGAACCAGACAUUUGGAGACUAAUGGGCAUGUGGUCCAUUUGGAUGUUCACUAUUCCUUCCCUUCGUGCACGAGACUGCUCAAAGAAUGAGAAAGAAGCUCUCAAUUAUCUCUUUCUCCUUAUUCCAUUGCUUAAUGUCAUAAUUCCAUUUUUCUGGAAAUCAUUUGCUGUCGUUUGGUCAGCAGAUACUGUAGCCUUUUUCGGAAUGUAUGCUUGGAAGCUUGGAUGGCUACAACAGAGCGAAUAG